AGGUCACAUAAAAUAAUUUAUGAGCUUUAGAUCUUGUUCAGUGGAUUAUUCUUUAAUUCAAUUAAAAUAACAAGCAACCCCGGCCAAAGGAUUUUAUCCAUGUGUACAUCUUUAAGUAAUCUCAUUUAAAUAAGUAUGCGAUAGUGCCCAGGAUUUGGCUCAGAAGAACAGUGGGAGCAGCCUAAUUAAAAUUAUGUGGUCUGCACUGCAAUCCUUACUAAGCCUCAGGUCUAGCUUGAGGUUUAUUAUUUGAAACUAAACACAGAACUUCAUAGGCUUUUUAACAUUUUUUUAGGGCUUUGGAACAGUUUGUAAGAAGCAGAAGUCAUCCUAAUUACAUAUAAAUAUUUUAAUAUAAUUGUAGAUUCAUCUACAGACCGUCACCAAUGGGCAAGAGCCAGCAGCCCUUACAGUGCAUGGUGUAGCCACAGCCAUGCUUCACUAGAGCCAUCUGGCUUGAGACACUCCUUGUAGUCUGGAUUUAGAGCAGUGAAUGCUCUCCUGAAGAUGUGCCCAUACAUCUCACCCACAGGACCAACCACAGGAGAGCUAAAGCCCUGUUGUCCAGCAUUUCACAGUAAGGUCAGGGCCACUGUGCCCUUCCAUCCCACUCCCUCAGACUCAUGACAACUGGAACAGCUUUACUACUGCGUAACCUCAUAUGCCAAACGUUGCUUGAGAGAGGGCAGAUCUGCACCAAAACCUUGCUGCCAUGGGUGGGGCAGAAUGAGGCUCUGUCCAUAGCAACAACCACAGAAGGAGACACCAAAAUCAUCUCUGAGGAGCCCUUCAGGAUUGGGUCCCACAAGCAAGGUCAGUGAGAGCCUGUGUUUUAUGACUCAGAUCAGAGAUCAGAGCGUAUGUAACUCAACAGCACCCAGAUCUGGGUGGAUACACACGUGCUCAAAGUUGAGGUCAGGCCAGCUUACACAGUAAGGCUGUUCAUGGUCCACAUUUUUCAUGCAGGCAUGUCAAAUAGCCGCAGUCAAGUCCUUUUCUUGGGUCUAUCCACUAAAAGCUAGCAGAAACAGAAUGUAAUGGAUCACCAGAAAAUUUCACCAGCUGACCAAGAUGACCACAUGACUGAUGGUCACAUGAAGAACAAAUUUGCUUCAGUUUUCUGUGCAGUGGUCAAUCGUACACAUUCUAUAGUGUAAUACUCAAUGUAUAUUGAACAGUUAAAUACAAGCACAGUAUUAUGUAUUAUAAUUCUAUAGCAUGACACUUAGCUUUAUGGAAGAGCCUACCUAAACUCAGAUUACAUGCCUAUGAACUCUGACAAAAAAUAAGUACAUAAACCAACCCCAAAGUUGGUAUGUCAUAUGUGGAAAUUACUUUUGUCCACUUGACAUUGUCAAGAAGCCAUUCAAGACAGGCAUCAAAUUUCUAUACAUAUAUUUUCACAGAAUUCCUAGAAGGCAGCUGUUGUUUCAGCUCUGCAGAAAUUCUACAUUUCCCUAAUUUACUUGGAUAACUAAAAUGUUUUGUCAGUUACACACCUUCAAGAGGUUUCUGUUCUAUUAUUUUCAAGAGCUGUAAAAAGCCACCAUAGAAAGACUUUAAAAUUUCAAAUAGCAGCAACAGUCCCAUCUAGAGGAAACGAACUGCUUUUCUACAACUCUUUUUUUUUUUCCUUCCCACACUGGACAAUGCUGGCGGGUUGAGAUUAAACCAGAGAUGGGCUCCAUUUACAAGAUUGCUUAUAUAAAGCGAAGAUAAACACCAGCUGGGUUCAUUUGAAAGAGGACAUCUUGGGAAGAGCUGACAGCACAGCUAUUGGAAUAAGACUGGAAUUAAAAUCUGAAAUACUCAGUCCCUUCCUGUCUCGUAGAUCUUUGCAAGAAAUGGUGACUCUUACUAUAUAUCUGCUUGUCAUCUUGGCGCAAGCUCAUGCAGGGCCUUGCAAUCCAAAUAAAGCAGAUGUAAUUCUGGUCUACUGCUACCCUAAAACCAUCAUUACCAAAAUUCCGGAGUGUCCUUACGGAUGGGAAGUUAAUCAGCUGGCACUUGGAGGCAUUUGCUACAAUGGGAUCCACGAUUCGGGGUAUUACCAAUUCACAAUCCCGGACCUGUCACCUAAAAACAAAUCAUACUGUGGGACACAGUCAGAGUUCAAGAACCCUGUUUAUCACUUCUACAACUCCAUCGUCUCCAAUGACACCUCAGUAAUUGUGAAGAGCCAGCCUGUCAAUUACUCCUUCACCUGCUCGUACAAUGCCAACUACCUGGUGAACCAGGCUGCCUUUGACCAAAGGGUGGCCACCGUUCAUGUGAAGAAUGGAAGCUCCGGCUCAUUUGAAAGUCAAUUGUCCCUCAACUUCUACUCUAAUGCCAAGUUUUCCAGUAUAAAAGAAGCCCCUUUCAUUGUUGAAACAUCAGAAAUUGGUUCUGACAUAUUUGCUGGAGUGGAAGCAAAGGGGUUAAGUGACAGGUUCAAAGUUGUUCUUAACAACUGCUGGGCAACUCCUUCCUCAGAGUAUUUCUAUCAGAUCCACUGGCCUCUGAUCACCAAGGGGUGUGCCACGGACAACUCCAUCCUUGUGCAUGAGAAUGGGAAAACGAGCCGGGCGACGUUCCAGUUCAACGCUUUCCGCUUCCGUAACAUCCCCAAGCUGUCCAAGGUCUGGCUGCACUGCGAGACACAUGUCUGUGACAGCGAGAAGUUCUCAUGCCCGGUGACAUGUGACAAACGAAAACCUCACAUGGAACAAACUGGAGGUGUUUUAGUGGCGGAGAUCUCUGUGCGCACUUCAGGCCAUUUCCUCCUGUCCUGUCAUUAUUUUCUUGAGAGAAGAGGCCAACACCCACCUCACUACAACCUCCUUUCAGGCAAAGGUUUAUCCAGAUUUUACACACUCCCAGAUAUCAUCUUCCACCUACUCUUUGCAAUUGGAUUUUGUGCUGUUUUAUUAUAAAACACAGCCCAACUCUGUUUCUUAACUUUUCCCACUCUUGUUUGGACUGGAAUUCUUUAGUAAAGAUGUUUAUUUUACAGAGGAAAAAUGAAAGUCACAAAAAACCUUGUGCAUCAUUUUACCAGAUAAAUAAAACUUUCUGUGAGCUUUCUGUCUCAAAUA
Messenger RNA from Apus apus (common swift), 3077 nucleotides. RefSeq names its product tectorin beta (gene TECTB). The record is from RefSeq and is a predicted model, not a curated record. The transcript is spliced from 12 exons. Gene Ontology annotation, cellular component: cell surface. Bases 1845 to 2915 code for a protein of 356 amino acids. Lineage: Eukaryota; Metazoa; Chordata; Aves; Apodiformes; Apodidae.